UUUGUACGCAUUUUUACAAAACUCUGGGGCGCCGAGGUCCUCAAGCCCGAAUAAUUUUUAUCAGGCGAGGUGUGGACAGCCCCGAAGCGCGGCCUGUCCCCUCAUGCAUAUGCAGCAGAUUGUGAUCUUUACUCCGUGAGCGCGGGGCGGGCCGGGUUGUGUUCCUGUUGGUGAACCCGCUUCGUUCUUGCCCGCGUGGAUGGUCCGUGGACUCGGGGAAAACCUUCUCGUGGCUCAAAGUCCACCCCCUCCCUAGCGUUUCAUCAUGCAGCCAAGGCUCAGGAGCUGAAAGGUCCGGGCUCAGAACUUGGGACUGACUUGGGUCAGGCCCCGGCUCCCCCACUUGCCCGGUACCUUGGGCCAGCGAGCCCCUCGCCCACCCCGACCCGGCUUCUGAUGAAAUGCCCACCUUAGGGCUUUUAUGAGGCUUGAAUGAGUCCGUGUAGUCAUUUAUUAGCUAAUUAAGCAUAUUCCGUGGGCGCGUACUGUACUCAAGCGCAGUGCUAAGGGCAGGUAGAGUGGCUAACCUGGGUCUGUCCCUGACCUCAAGGCGCUGCCAGUCUAAUGGCGGGUAGGCGGGGAGACAGUCAUAUAAUCACUGUAUAUUAGUGACUUUAAUCAAUACGUAAUUACACAUCAUGGGAAGUGCUGUGAGAAGAAGUAGAGAGUGUUAGGAGAAAUUAAUGGAGUCCUAAUGUAGGGAAAGGGUGGAACCUCCUUGGGAAGAUGGCGUUUAGGUUGAGAAACCAAGGACGAUUAGGGCAAGAGUGAGAGGGGAAAUGUUCUAGGCAGAAAGAACAUUUGUCCCAGAUCUGGAGCUGGGAAGGGGCAGAGUUAGGGUGAGGUGAGCACGGAAGAAAACAGGUCAGCUACAUACUGAAUUUGGCUUUUCUCUUGAGAGUCAGGGGAAGCCAUUUUCAUCAGGAAAAGGACAGCAAAUUUGGAUUUCUGAAAGGCCACCCAGGCCGCAUGGCUUGGAAAGCACUCAGGAGUGGGUGUAGGCAGACCAGUUAGGAGAUGGUUGCAGCUUUCCAGACAAAAGCUAAUGCUGACUCAGAUAGGGUGGUGGCUUGGGGAGGUGAAGGGAAGGGUGGAAGAUUGGACGUGGGUGGAUGUGGAGGCAUUGGCAAUAACUCCUCGCUAGGUUUUAGCCUUGAGUAAAUGAAAGAGUAAAAGAGUCCUUGGCCAAGACAAUAAAGCCUGAAAGAGGAACAGACUGAGGGGGAAGAUCAAGUUCGGCUUUGAGAAGUUAAGUUUGAAAUGUCUGGGCAACGUGCAGGCAGAGAGGGUGAGUAGGCAGGUUUAUGUGACACAGGAGCUGCGAACGGAGGCUGGGGCAGGAGAUACAUAUUUGGGGGCCAUCAAUACAAAGGUCAUGGUGCUGGGUGAGAAGGCAAGUGAAAGAAGGUGGAGAGAAAAGAAGAGGAGGAUCCAGGAAAGGAGACUGAGAAGCAGUGGCCAGUGGGGCAGAAAGAGGACCAAGUGAGUGUGGGUCCUAGAGAGGAGGUUUCAGGAAGAAGGGAGUCCUCAGUGGGGCUGAUGCUGUAGAGAACAGAAAUGGAGCCGUUGGGGUUUGGGAAUAAAGAAGGUUGGUGGACUGUAUCUUUUAUGUUGCAAGUUAAACACACAACUACAUCAAUUGGCUUAAAAAAAUAAGUAGCCUGCCACUCAGUGGCUAGGCAGUGUCAUCAAGGACCAAGGUUCAUUUUAUCUUCUGUCCUCGUGCUGGUUUCAUGCUCAUGGCCACAAGAUGGCUCUCCAGUUCCUGGGGUCACAUCCAAAGCAAGGAGAUGUCCAUUUCUCCUCCAGCUGAGACUCGAAACAGGCCUGAAUGUGGCCUCCCACCAUCCUGCUGCUUACAGGCUAAAGGAUCAAUGCAUCCAUGGCAGCCACACCCAGUAUCCAACACUGAAUGACAAGAGGAGUCUUGUAGUGGAAGCUCUUGUUUAGAAAAAGAGAGAGCUGGCUUUGCAGAUGCCGCCGGGAUCCCCAUACUAUCAGCCAUGGUCAGCCCCACCUUGUUCUUCGACAUCACUGUCGAUGACGAGCCCUUAGGUCCCUUCUCCUUCGAGCUAUUUGCAGACAAGAUUCCAAAGGCAGCAGAAAACUUUCGUGCUGUGAGCACUGGAGAAAAAGGAUUUAGUUAUAAGGUUUCCGGCUUUCACAGAAUUAUUCCAGGAUUUAUAUGUCAGGGUGGUGACUUCACACGCCAUAAUGGCACUGGUGGCAAGUCCAUCUGUGGGGAGAAAUCUGAUGAUGAGAACUUCAUCCUAAAGCAUACAAGUCCUGGCAUCUUGUCCGUGGUAAAUGCUGGACCCAACACAAACGGUUCCCAGUUUGUCAUCUGUACUGCCAAGACUGAGUGGUUGGAUGGCAAGCAGGUAGUCUUUGGCAAGGUGAAAGAAGGCAUGAAGAUUGUGGAGGCCAUGGAGCGCUUUGGGUCCAGGAAUGGCAAGACCAGCAAGAAGAUCACCAUUGCUGACUGUAGACAACUCCAAUAAGUUUGACUUGUGUUUUAUCUUCACCACCAGACCAUUCCUUCUGUAGCUCAGGAGAGCACCCUUUCACCCCAUUUGCUCGCAGUAUCCUAGAAUCUUUGUGCUCUCGCUGCAGUUCCCUUUGGGUUUCAUGUUUUCCUUGAUCCCUUCCAUGCCCAGGUGGAUUGCAGAGUUUACGAUUAUGAAAUAAAAACUAACAAAAAAAGAAA
This is a messenger RNA of Pongo pygmaeus (Bornean orangutan), 2707 nucleotides long. RefSeq names its product peptidyl-prolyl cis-trans isomerase A-like. Gene Ontology annotation, cellular component: cytoplasm. The record is from RefSeq and is a predicted model, not a curated record. Gene Ontology annotation, molecular function: peptidyl-prolyl cis-trans isomerase activity; cyclosporin A binding. Bases 2004 to 2501 code for a protein of 165 amino acids. Lineage: Eukaryota; Metazoa; Chordata; Mammalia; Primates; Hominidae. Gene Ontology annotation, biological process: protein folding; protein peptidyl-prolyl isomerization. The transcript has a single exon.